This is a messenger RNA of Vigna unguiculata (cowpea), 1362 nucleotides long. Its product is annotated as LOB domain-containing protein 25-like. Lineage: Eukaryota; Viridiplantae; Streptophyta; Magnoliopsida; Fabales; Fabaceae. The record is from RefSeq and is a predicted model, not a curated record.
ACCAAAUAAAAAUAUUCUACAUUUUCCAUUAUUUUCAACUACUGGGUAUUAUCGCUAUAGUAGACUAUUACAUAAGUAAUAAAGAUUACUUCCAAAAACAAGUGACAUUAAAAAAUAACAAAAAAAAAAAAAAAGAAUUUUGGAUUUGAUAAUAAAAAUGAGGUCAAGUGCGUGGCGUGGGUAGCGAGUAAGUCGGGGUGAUGGGUGCAGCAGCAAAACAAAAUCUGAAAUGGCAUAAUAGCGAACAUCAUCAAGAACAACAACAACGAGAACCAACAACUCAUGUCCUCUGACCGGGGAACUUUCUGGAUCUCUUUAAUAAACCUUCGGAUCUUCUUCAAAGCGGUGCGUUUUAUCCACUUGCUAAACCACCAGACCUAAUUACUCAGGAGAGUAAUCAAGUGUUAUUAUAGUAAGGAGAAUAAUGUCCUCUUCUUUGUCGUCGACCAAUUCGCCGUGCGCCGCGUGCAAGAUUCAGCGCCGGAAGUGCACGCAGGAGUGUGUGUUCGCGCCGUAUUUUCCGCCGGACAACCCGCAGCGCUUUGCCUACGUGCACAAGGUGUUCGGUGCCAGCAACGUCGCAAAGCUUCUCAACGAACUCAACGCGGCGCAGCGCGAGGACGCGGUUAAGUCCCUCGCCUACGAGGCCGAGGCGCGUCUGCGGGACCCCGUCUAUGGCUGCGUCGGUCUCAUCUCCAUCCUCCAGCACCGCCUCAAGCAGUUGCAGACCGAGCUCCACCACGCCAAGAAGGAACUCGCCUCUUACAUCGGACCCCACGCCAUGCUCCCUCCUCCUCCUCCGCCUCCGCCGCAACCGCGCACCUUCUCUCUCUUUCCCUUCAAAACCGCACCUCCCCCUCCUCAUCAGGAUCUUUUCGCCUUCACUGACGACGGUGCUUCCGCUUCUCACUCUUCCCACGCCGCCUUCAACCACCUCGCUGUUCUCUCACCUACCCUCGCCGCCGAUCACGCCUUCCCUCACGCACCCACCCACCCUCUCGCUCUCCCGCACCACCAACACCUAAUGCUCUCCCCUAUGCAAUCCAAGCCCCAAACCGACCCUGCUUAAUUGUUCUGAAUGGAAAGCAAAAAGGGUGUAAAGAAGGAAGAGUGAGAAAGUUGCAGAAAGAGGAAGGAAAGUGGUGAGGGGUAUAUGAGACUGACUAAGCCUGCAUUGUUUUUUGGGUUUGAACUUUUUGAUGAUUUUCUAGGUAGAUGCAUUUUAGAAAGUAGGAUCUGUAUUGAUGUUAGAGAAUGGUUUUUCUAGUAGAGAGAGCAACGGAUUUCUCUUAUCCAUUUUAAGAGUGACAUACCUGAAUUCUCUACUACUUUAAAUACUUAAUCCAUAUUUACAAUUUUUUA